Messenger RNA from Siniperca chuatsi (mandarin fish), 4235 nucleotides. It is a transcript of the gene lmbr1, whose product is annotated as limb development membrane protein 1. Lineage: Eukaryota; Metazoa; Chordata; Actinopteri; Centrarchiformes; Sinipercidae. The record is from RefSeq and is a predicted model, not a curated record. The transcript has 17 exons. Gene Ontology annotation, biological process: signal transduction. Gene Ontology annotation, molecular function: transmembrane signaling receptor activity. The coding region runs from base 143 to 1621 and encodes 492 amino acids.
CUUCGAUGUAAACUGUCUUUUAACCAUUAGUCAGGGCAGUUUAUGCAGAGGUGGGAAGACGCAGGAGUUGUUGCCGUUGUUGCCAGUUGUACGAGCUAGCAUGUAGUGAGUCUGUAGUUUUUUUGUAUUUGCAAUAUGAAGAAUGGAAGAAGACGACGUUACUAUCAGAGAGCAGAAUUUCCACAGCCAAGUUCGAGAGUACAUCAUUUGUUUCCUCCUGUUUGCAGUCCUUUACAUCGUGUCCUACUGCAUCAUAACCAGAUACAAGAGGAAGAGUGAUGACCAUGAGGAUGAAGAUGCUGUUGUCAAUAGAAUAUCAUUGUACUUGUGCACCUUCACCCUGGCAGUGUCGGGUGGUGCCGUCUUCCUACUGCCUUUCUCAAUCAUUAGUAACGAGAUCCUCCUCUCCUUCCCCAAAAACUAUUACAUUCAGUGGCUCAAUGGCUCCCUCAUUCACGGUCUGUGGAACCUGGUGUCACUGUUCUCCAAUCUUUGCCUCUUUGUCCUGAUGCCCUUUGCCUAUUUCUUCUUGGAGUCUGAGGGAUUUGCGGGAUCGAAAAAGGGCAUUAGGGCGCGUAUUCUAGAGACCUUUGUGAUGCUCUUCCUGCUGGCUUUGCUCAUCCUGGGCAUCGUGUGGGUGGCAUCAGCGCUCAUUGACAACGAUGCAGCCAGUAUGGAGUCACUCUACGAUCUUUGGGAAUUUUACCUACCAUACCUCUACUCCUGUAUAUCGCUGAUGGGAGGACUGCUUUUACUCAUGUGCACUCCUGUGGGAUUGUCCAGGAUGUUCACCGUCAUGGGCCAGUUACUAGUGAAGCCAACAAUCCUGGAGGACCUGGAUGAGCAGAUUUACUGCAUCCAUUUGCAGGAGGAAGCCCUUCAGAGGAGAUUAAACGGAUCGUCCUCACACACUUAUACUCGAGGAAGCUUUGCUCACCAGCUUAACAAAGAACUUGACAAUAUUAGAAAUCAGAGGAAUAAAUUGGAGCGAAGAAAGAAGGCAUCAGGUUGGGAGAAGAACUUGUUGUAUCCCAUAGUGAUGCUGAUCCUGCUCACAGGAACGACAAUCUCAGUUCUUAUGGUGGCAUUGAAUAUCCUCUACCUUCUAGUGGAUGAGACUGCCAUGCCCAAGGGAUCCACGGACCGAGGCAUUGGGAACACCUCUCUGUCCACAUUUGGCGUGGCUCAGGCGGUGCUGGAGAUCAUCCUCAUGUUCUACUUGAUGGUGUCCUCUGUCGUUGGCUUCUACAGCCUGCGAGUCUUUGAGGUACUCACUCCCAGGAAGGAUGACACAACCAUGACAACGAUCAUUGGUUGCUGUGUGUCCAUCUUGGUCCUGAGUUCAGCCCUGCCAGUGAUGUCCAGAACUCUAGGUAUCACCAGGUUUGAUCUCUUGGGAGACUUUGGAAGAUUCAAUUGGCUGGGAAACUUUUACAUUGUCGUUUCAUACAACCUGCUGUUUGCAGUCGUGACAACACUCUGUCUUGUGAGAAAAUUCACCUCAGCGGUACGGGAAGAGCUUCUAAAGGCAUUAGGUCUGGAUAAAUUGCAACUGUCAAACAGCCCCACAGACCCUGAAUCUGGGAAGCUCUCGGCCAACGGGCAUCAGAAAACUCUGUGAAAGGGAUGAUAGAUCAACACAUACAUACAUACACGCACGCACACACACACCUUAGCACAGCCAAAGGGAGAUUUCGACAGUACUGCCUGACUCUUGAAAGGUGAAAGGGAUUGGAAGGAACUUAAUAAACCCAGGCAGUGUCUGACGGAUGCUGCAAAUGGAGGCUGAGAGCAAUUUAGCUUCAUGACAUUCCAUCCUCUGCGUCUCGGAUGGAAGCUGGGACGGAGCCAGGGAUGAGACUGAGGAGUGAAAUAGACUGGCAUCACUGCAGUGACCUUGAUGUUGACCUCAACCACGACUGUGACUUUAAACCACCCAUCUCUUGCUUCAGGGGCACUCUGCCCACCCAGCAUCGCUACCUGUUUAUCUUCUACAACCUCCUAACCACUGCACUAGACAAAAGCAAGAGGGAACAGCAGGUGAAACAAUGCUCCUUGUGUCUUACAUAAGUCUUACAUCUAACUAAAAGGCAACGGGUUCUUUUCCAUCACCCUGCUCCUCCUCUGUAGUCAGUAUAGUAAAUAGACCCCCACAAUUCAAUUACUCAUUUUUUAUUGUCAUUACGUCCACGGUAAUUAGUGUCAGUGAUGGAGCAUUUGCAGUUUAUGGUCUCUAGUCAUUGGUCUUUGUUAUAUGAAUGAUACAGGCAUGAUAAGGUGUCAAUUUGUCAUUUUUGAUUUUUUUUUUUUUAAGCUCAAAAUGUGAAAACAAAAUAUGAUUUGUGAAGCAUGAAAGACGUCAUUUAUUCACACUCAUCACAGCCAGUACAUAAAACUGCACGGCAAUACAAUUCACAUUAUAUGCAUUGGCACUGUCAUUACUGAUAGGCAGAUUUUAGCACUCGUGCUGUUGUUUGUCUUUUUAUUUAGCUUUACUCAAGUGCGCUUUAACUUUAUUGAUGAUGUCAUUAGUUUGUAUGAAGUAGGGUAAGAACUUUUUUUUUUUUUUUUUUUUUUUAAAGGUGCUCUAGAUUAGACUUGAGCUACUCUACAAAUGGGAGACUAUAUGAGUUGUAUCCACUUCAGUUCCAGUGCUUUAGUGCUUUGGAGCUGCUCCUAUGGUUAUAUUUCCUAAAAUUUUAUUAUGCACAUGGUAAGAAAAUGUCAUCACAUUUUUUGCUCAUCCCAAAAAAAUUUUUUAAAUUCAUAGGGCACAGAAAAAUUUGUCAAACUGUCAUUUUUUUAAAUGUUUUAUUUACAUGUACAUAUUAUAUUGUGUUUCAUACCUCUUGCAUUAUUUGGAUGUAGAUAUUGGGCUCUCAUUGAGCCCACUGAGGGUCUGACUCACUAAGCAAUCUGUAUUUUGUUGUACAUAUUUUCUUUUUUUAUAAAACACCAAAAUCUAAUGCAAACCUGUAACAGUCUUCACAGAAUGCAUGAGUGAAAAAAUGUGCAACUUUGCAGCCGGUAGGAAGACUUGGUGACUCAGGCCCCAUUUACAUGUUGUAUUGCUGCAUAAUCUUCUGAACUGUGAUGUUCUUUGUCUCCAGAACCACCUUAAAUGCCUUAUACGACAAGCGUCUUGCAGGCUUAAUGUUAAGGUAGUUUCUUGUUCUGUGUUGUUUGUUUAUGUACAUGUACAUACUGUAUGUGUACAUGUACAUUGUUUGUCUCUAGACAGUUCCACUGUGAUCCCCAGUACACCACCGAGUUUCUAGUCUAAAGCCAGCUGGAUAUAACAUACACAUGGCUUUUUGCCAUGAAUGUUGUCAAAGCUCUUAUCUAGUGAAAGACUCCAUUUUGAGACUCAUUCAUUACCCAUAAAACUUGAGCACUUGCUAGGAUAGGGUGACUGAUCGAAUGAUGUUUUUAUGGUGACUACAUGAUGAAAAGGACAUUUUGAUUUAGAUAUGCAUUUGUAACUUAUUUCUUAGGACAGGGAAUGUUAAGAUUCAGAUUUUGAAAGAUGUUAUUUCAAGACUGCAGGUUUACCCAAAUUAUACUGGCAGAAAUAUUUGGUAGAUUUUCUGGCACGUUAGGUGCCAUUAAUUUGUUUAGUGCGUAUCUACUGCUAUUGUACUGACGUUAGGACCAUGCUGGUCAUUGGAUACUGUGAAAAAUCAAGAUGGCCCAAAGUGAUGUGGCAAAGCAAAAAGGAUGACACUGAAAAUUGGCAAAAGAAAAUUGUAACUGGUGGACGAAUUAGUGAAAGUAAAAAGAAAUGACUUUAUCUGGAUGAACUACAUUAACUCAAAUGGCUUGAGGUGGGUUUUUUCCCAGCUCCAUCAUAGUAGUGCAUAUAUCCACUCAGCUGCAGACUGUGGUAAGACUGGACUCUGCGAUACUUAGCAGGGAACUGUCAUACCCCUAAUAAAACAUCACAGUCAUACUCCUCGCAGUAGCUUCUGAGGUAAGAACUGAAAGGGCCAUUUUCUUUCAAGCAAGCUUUUCUGGUUGCCUUUACAGUACAUCUGUGUUGUGUGGGGGUUUCAAAAGUUGAGUUGGCCUGUAUUGUAAGUGAAGCAGUUUUUUUUUUUCCUGUCUAUGUCAGUACAGUCUCUCUGCAUGUAAUUUUUGGUACGUUUUGUGAAUGUAUUUUUUACGAUUUCUCAGUUUGCUAAAUGUUUGUUUCGUUAUUUUUGAUGUUUGUGUUUGCAAAUAAAAGUAGAAAAAUG